UAUGGGAGGUUUCUUCGCAUGGUUGAUUGCAGUUCUUUCUUGCUGCCUUGUGACAAAAACAGAAGCCCAAUUUCAGAGAUUACCCGCGAGUCCAGAUAAUGUGGUUCAAGACGCCACUAAUGAAACCGAGUCAAAGGAAUCUCUAAAGGGGGUUACAUUCAACGAAAGUCUACUGAAUCAAGUCCAGUCUGAAUUGAACGCGCAGUUAGCCAUUAACUCAGAUUUGAGGUCAAAAGUGGUGAGGCGUAGUGCUGUUUUAGACAAUAUUAACCGAGGCGCAAUCAAAGUCAUGCAAAAAUUUUCUGCGACGAGGAAUGCUUUGAUGAAAGCCAGUCAGUUAUUGUCCCAAAAAAAAGUUAAGGUCGAUUAUAGUUGGCUCUUAAUGGAACGCUGCCGAAAUAUCCAGUACCGGAAUGAGAAGGUUCGGCGAAUUGCCGACAGACUGGCCGACAGAAGGGCGGAGGAAGUCCAGCCGAAAGCUAAGAAACAUUAUCUAUCAAAGUAUCUUAGACUUUUGGAGGUUCUCCAAGAGCAGGUAGUUCAAGAAACCCGUGCCGGUAUGGGGUUACCUAAAAGACAGUUGAGAAUCGGAACGUCCGAAAGUCCAUAGGCCCAAAAUUAACCAGAAAUAAUAAACAAAAAUGUCUCGUGA
Messenger RNA from Drosophila elegans, 652 nucleotides. RefSeq lists its product as uncharacterized. Lineage: Eukaryota; Metazoa; Arthropoda; Insecta; Diptera; Drosophilidae. The record is from RefSeq and is a predicted model, not a curated record. Bases 2 to 610 code for a protein of 202 amino acids. The transcript has 2 exons.